Westerdykella ornata is the source of this 892-nucleotide messenger RNA. Its product is annotated as 14-3-3 protein. Gene Ontology annotation, biological process: signal transduction. Lineage: Eukaryota; Fungi; Ascomycota; Dothideomycetes; Pleosporales; Sporormiaceae. The annotation marks the transcript as partial. Gene Ontology annotation, cellular component: cytoplasm. The record is from RefSeq and is a predicted model, not a curated record. The transcript has 3 exons.
AAAAGGGUGCAGAUUGGCGGCGAAUUGACUGUCGAUGAGCGCAACCUCCUGUCCGUUGCCUACAAGAACGUGGUCGGCACACGACGUGCCUCAUGGCGCAUCAUCUCGUCCAUCGAGCAGAAGGAGGAGUCCAAGGGCUCGGAGAAGCACGUUGCCACCAUCCGCGAAUACCGACAGAAGAUUGAGGCCGAGCUCGAGAAGGUCUGCCAGGAUGUCCUCAGCGUCCUCGACGAGUCCCUCAUCCCCAAGGCCGAAUCUGGCGAGUCCAAGGUCUUCUACCACAAGAUGAAGGGCGAUUACCACCGCUAUCUCGCCGAGUUCGCAUCCGGUGAGAAGCGCAAGGUCGCUGCCACUGCCGCACACGAGGCGUACAAGACCGCAACCGAUGUUGCCCAGACUGAGCUUACUCCCACUCACCCGAUCCGUCUCGGUCUUGCCCUGAACUUCUCCGUGUUCUACUAUGAGAUCCUGAACUCGCCGGAUCGCGCCUGCCACCUCGCCAAGCAGGCGUUCGACGACGCCAUUGCUGAGCUCGAUUCGCUCUCCGAGGAGUCGUACAGGGAUAGCACGCUCAUCAUGCAGCUUCUCCGUGACAACCUCACGCUCUGGACGUCGUCGGACAGCGGCGAGGCCGAGCCCGCGCCUGAGGCCCCCAAGGAGGAGCCCAAGGCCCCCGAAGCCGCUGCCGAGAAGCCCGCUGAGGCUGCUGAGGGCCAAAAUCCGGCUCCUGCCGCCGCUUAGACGUGCGUCCUCUCUAUCGACCGAAUGUUCCCUUCUCAGCCACCACAUCUAUUCCCAAUAGAAGAGGGGGGUUGCGUUGGCAGCGAGUGUCUUUCGGAGUUGCGUGUGUGUCUAUGUGUUUUCGAAAAUUGGCUUUAGCGGCUCGGAUCUU